AAUUGCAGACCAAUUCGCUCAUUCCGGCCUUGCGCUGAUACAUAGGCCUCCAGAGACUCGUCAUCCCCGGCGUCGGUCAUUUUGGCCAUUGCAUGACGCAGCUCGCAAGCGCUGGCUAUGUCGAACCGAUACAAAAGUACAUCAAGGCGGGGAAGCCGUUCAUGGGCAUCUGUGUAGGGCUGCAGGCAUUGUUUGAGGGCUCAGAGGAGGACCCAAGGGUGCCGGGGCUAGGACUGAUACCGGAGCAGUUGAAGAAGUUUCAGGAUGGGGAUAAGAGCGUGCCGCAGAUUGGGUGGAAUUCAGCGAAUACGUCGGGGAAGGGAAAGGUGGCGGAGGAGAGCCUGUAUGGGCUGAGGCCGAGCAGCAAGUACUAUUACGUCCAUUCGUAUGCUGCGCCAUACCGGGAAGGGGAGCUUGAGAAGGCGGGUUGGUCGGUUGCGACGGCACGGUAUGGAGAGGAAGAGUUUGUUGGUGCGGUUGCGAGGGACAAUGUGUUCGCGACACAGUUCCAUCCUGAAAAGAGUGGUGCGGCUGGAUUGAGGGUGAUAAAGGCGUUCUUGGAUGGGAAGAAGUGGGAAAAACUGCCAGAAGUCCCUUCGGCGGCGUCGACGAAGGAGGGUCUGACACGAAGAGUUAUCGCAUGCCUCGACGUCCGGACGAAUGACCAGGGCGACCUGGUUGUCACAAAGGGCGACCAAUAUGACGUGCGAGAGAAGGAUGGCAUCUCUUCCGGUGGCGCGGUGCGAAAUCUAGGCAAACCGGUCGACAUGGCACGGAAAUACUACGAGCAGGGAGCAGAUGAAGUCACUUUCCUCAACAUAACGUCCUUCAGGAAUUGCCCCGUUGCAGAUACCCCAAUGCUGGAGAUCUUGAGGAGAACUUCGGAGACCGUCUUUGUGCCCCUGACGAUUGGUGGUGGUAUUCGGGAUACUGUAGACACGGAUGGCACUGCUAUAUCGGCCCUCGAUAUCGCGACCAUGUACUUCAAGUCGGGUGCGGACAAAGUGAGUAUUGGAUCUGAUGCUGUGACUGCAGCGGAAGCCUACUACGCGGCAGGCAAGAAACUGACGGGUAAAACCGCCAUCGAAAGCAUCUCUUCCGCGUACGGGAACCAGGCCGUCGUCAUCAGCGUUGACCCAAGACGAGUAUACGUCUCCUCACCGUCGGUGACACCUCAUCACACCAUCAAGACUUCUACACCAGGUCCCAACGGUGAGGAGUACUGCUGGUAUCAGUGCACCAUCAAAGGGGGAAGAGAAGGGCGCGAUUUCGACGUGCGGCAGCUCGUCACUGCGGUUGAAGCCAUGGGCGCAGGAGAAAUCCUUCUUAACUGCAUUGAUAAAGACGGCACAAAUAGCGGGUUUGAUUUGGAGCUCAUUAACGACGUUAAGGAGGCCAUUAGCAUCCCGGUGAUUGCGAGUAGUGGAGCCGGCAAUCCGGGACAUUUUGAGGAGGUCUUUGAGAAAACGUCGACGGAUGCAGCUCUAGGUGCUGGCAUGUUUCACCGUCAAGAAUACACCGUCAAGCAGGUGAAAGACUUCCUGCAAAACAAGGGCCUCUUGGUACGGCAAUUCGAGGAGGCUAUAUGAGCUUCAAUCAAUCAAUCCUAGUCAUACUUCGAAAUAGUCUGGACCUAAGCGAUGCACUCUCUAACAGUAUUUUCAAUACGUUUAGUU
Messenger RNA from Mytilinidion resinicola, 1676 nucleotides. RefSeq names its product imidazole glycerol phosphate synthase HisHF. The transcript has 2 exons. Lineage: Eukaryota; Fungi; Ascomycota; Dothideomycetes; Mytilinidiales; Mytilinidiaceae. The record is from RefSeq and is a predicted model, not a curated record. Gene Ontology annotation, molecular function: imidazoleglycerol-phosphate synthase activity; oxo-acid-lyase activity. Gene Ontology annotation, biological process: L-histidine biosynthetic process. Bases 93 to 1589 code for a protein of 498 amino acids.